CUUCUGUGCAGCAUUCGUUCGCUUCUUCGCAAGCUGCGUCAGGACGUGGUGGUGGGUGAUGUGGUGCGAGUGAGCUCCAUCGACUGGCGGGAGGGCCGCGGAGUGGUUUCGGAGGUUCUCCCCCGCAGCAGCCGCCUGGUGGACCCCAACGUGGCCAAUGUGGACCACGUGCUGCUGGUAUUCGCACUUGACCAACCGCCGUUUGAGGAGCUGCAGGUGAGCCGCUUCCUGGUGGCCGCGGAGGCCGCCGGACUGCCCUUCAGCCUUGUUCUCAACAAGGCGGACCUGGUGGGGCGGGAGGUGGUGGAGAAGAGGGUGGCGCAGUGCAGGUCGUGGGGUUACGAGCCUCUGGUACUGAGCUGCGAGGGGGGUUGGGGGGUGGAGGCGGGCCGCAUCUCCGUGGUUGCGGGUCCCUCCGGGGCAGGCAAGUCCUCCCUCAUCAACUUCCUGCGACUUGGGAGACACAGACCGGAACAAAGGAUAGACGCAGCCACGGGGACACCGGCGACAGCGGCGGCAGCAGAGGGGGGGGAGGGGGGUUUAGGGUUUCUGGCUGUCGGUUCCGUUUCCAAGAUUGGCCGUGGUAUGCACACCACCACUUCGGUGACUUUGUUGCAGCUGGCUGGGGGAGGCUGGUUGGCCGACACGCCGGGAUUCGGACAGCCCGCCCUGGAGGACCUAUCCUCCACGGACUUGUCCCGCUACUUCCCCGAGCUGCUCGCCCUCACCGCCGCCUCGCCGUGCCGCUUCGCUGACUGCCUCCACCUUUCUGAGCCCGGCUGCUCGGUGGGCGCGGCGGGGCUGGCCAGGUACCCGCACUACCGGCGGUUCCUCCAGGAGAUCAAGAUGCGGGAGUCAUGCGACGUACGGCAGCUUCAGCGCGGCAAGGCGGAACGUGAGGGUGUGACGAAGACGAAGAGCGUCCGUGGGGGGGGAGAGAGGCAGGAGAUCCGACUGGAUCCUCGUCGCCACCGCCGGCAGUCGCGACAG
This is a messenger RNA of Volvox carteri f. nagariensis, 990 nucleotides long. RefSeq lists its product as uncharacterized. The transcript has 7 exons. Gene Ontology annotation, molecular function: GTPase activity; GTP binding. The record is from RefSeq and is a predicted model, not a curated record. NCBI's taxonomy places the organism in Eukaryota, Viridiplantae, Chlorophyta, Chlorophyceae, Chlamydomonadales, Volvocaceae. The annotation marks the transcript as partial.